Molecule: messenger RNA, 1668 nt
Organism: Acipenser ruthenus (sterlet)
Lineage: Eukaryota; Metazoa; Chordata; Actinopteri; Acipenseriformes; Acipenseridae
Product: zona pellucida sperm-binding protein 4-like
Exons: 11
Coding region: 109-1632 (507 amino acids)
Biological process (GO): prevention of polyspermy; binding of sperm to zona pellucida
Cellular component (GO): egg coat
Molecular function (GO): structural constituent of egg coat; acrosin binding
Source: RefSeq, a predicted model, not a curated record
GGAGUUAAUUACUCUUCUUUUUAAGGAGCAGCUGUUGUUGGGCCUAACUACUUUAUUGAUUUAUUUCAAACAAACAAACAAACAAAUAAAUAAACAAACAAACAAACAAUGGAGAACGUUCUGCGUUACGUUAACAUUUUCUCCUUAUGUUUUCUGUUUUUCUCCGUCAACGUUUCUCAAUUGGCUUUAAGAAAUCGCUACUUUAAUUACUUGCCGGAAUCGCGUAUAGUUUCAUAUAUUGAUCUGCAAGAUACUGUAACCUGCACCAGAACCGGUAUGAUGCUGAAAGUGCCUAAAGACGAGUUUAUUGAUUUGACCAUAAAGUUUCUAGUAGUUGAUGCGAAUGGCCGAUAUGUUUUUGCAGAACAUAUUGCCUCUCAAUGCAAAUACUCAGUUAAGAAAGACCUCGAUGAGUCGUGGCUGUUUGAAACCGCGUAUGAUGGAUGUUAUGUUCAGAUGGAGGGAAACCAGGCAUCCCUGCAGGUAGUUCUUCUAGCGACGGCGGCUGAUGGCAGAAUAGAAAUUACGGAGAAUGUUCCAGUAAAGUGCAUCAUCACAACCGAUGUAGAGCCGCAUCCUACCGAUUAUCCAAUGAAUCGGAGCAGCGUGUGUACCGAGGAUGGCUUUUUUCAGAUAGUCAUUUGGUCAAAUGUAACAAAACCACAUCUGGUCCUGGAUUCCGUCUACGUGUCCAGCGGUAAUGCUCAAGAGUGUAAACCAGCCCAGACGACCGCAGCAUACGUGAAGUUCCGAUUCCCACUCAACUCUUGCGGAGCACGAAGAACGGUUAGUGAUGGGAAAGUGACCUAUUCCGUUGACGUCCUGGCUAAAGGUCUUCCUGCAGGACUAGCCACAAUAUCCAGAGACAGUGUCUUCAGGCUUACAGCACGCUGUCAUUUCAAUCAAGAAGCAGAAGCUCGUAUAGCGGCUGCUGUCCUUACUGUCCCUCCACCUUUCCCAGCAAGAAGUGAUGGUGAACACCUGCUGGAGCUGAGGAUUGCAAAAGAUGUCUCCUAUGCAGAUUAUUACACCAGCAUGGAGUACCCUGUGAUAAAGCUACUGCGCAAAGUGGUGUAUAUUGAAGUUCGUAUUCUGAACAGGGUCGACCCGAAACUUGUAUUGCUCCUGGAUGACUGCUGGGCUACUCCGGAUAAAGAUCCGUAUAUGAGCCAUCGCUGGAAACUUCUUGAAAAGGGGUGUCCUUUUGCUGGAGACAAUUAUGUAACAGAGAUCCAGCCUGUCCUGUCCACUCCGGAUGUACGGUUUCCAGCGCAUUACAAACGAUUUCAAGUGAAGAUGUUUGCCUUUUUGGAUCACCAGACAUUACAACCUCUGAAUGGUUCAGUCUACUUCCACUGUGACGCCACAGUAUGCACAGGAACAGAAUACGAUUGUCCUGUGUCAUGCGGCAGAAGGAAAAGAAGAACCCAAGGACUGCAAGUUUGGCAGAACAGAGCCCAGUCCAGCAUGAUCUCAAAGGGUCCCAUUCGGAUCAGCUGGAAUUUAGAGGAGUCCUCUCAACCCCACAGACUUGCGGUUUAUUUGGUCUCCAGUGCAGGAGCAGUGUUCUUCGCUGCCAUUGUAUGCUGCUUCAUUAUUAGAUGGAGGAAACGCUGGUUGUCGCAAAGAUGAUGGCCUGUAGAUCAUUUUCUUUAAUAAAACUUUAAA